AUGUUAAUUAUACAUCCGCUCGAUUGGGAUCCCAUCCGUUGUUUCCCAGAUGGAAAACAAGAUGAUAAACCCAAGUCUAUAUGGGUUGAAGCAGUUAACUGUGAUACUUCUUGUCCCGUACAAAUCACGUAUUCAGAUGAAAAAGCUAUUGGAAGCGGUUCUUUUGGUGUUGUUUACGUUGCUACUUUGUCUGACGAUCGCAAAGUAGCAAUUAAAAAGGUUCUGCAAGAUAAGCGUUAUAAAAACCGUGAAUUACAGAUACUUCGAAAACUUAAGCACUGCAAUAUUGUUUCUCUGUAUUAUUACUUUUAUUCAACAUCAUCAAAACCAAAUGAGACUUACUUAAAUUUAAUACAAGAAUACAUUCCUCAAACAUUGAGUCGCCUUAUCAAACACUACUGGCGUAUUCGACAGAUAAUUCCACUUGUAUAUGUUAAGUUGUACAGUUUUCAACUUCUGCGUGGAUUGGCUUACAUUCACAAUCAAGGUGUAUGUCAUCGAGAUAUAAAGCCUCAAAAUCUAUUAAUUCAUCCAGAUCAAGGUUUAUUAAAAAUUUGCGAUUUUGGGAGUGCUAAGAUGUUAAAUCCUGAUGAACCAAAUGUUUCGUAUAUCUGUUCAAGGUAUUAUCGUGCACCAGAGCUAAUAUUUGGGGCUACUCACUAUACUGUACAAAUAGAUAUGUGGUCAGCUGGUUGUGUUAUUGGUGAGCUUUUAUUAGGUCGACCACUUUUUCCAGGCGAAUCAGGAGUUGAUCAAUUAGUUGAAAUUAUUAAAGUUCUUGGUACUCCAACGCGUGAACAAAUCCAUGAAAUGAAUCCUCAUUAUAGUGAAUUCAAAUUUCCAAAUAUUCAAGGAUGUUCAUGGGAAAAACUUAUUCGUAAUCGAAGUACAAACACAGCAGCAUUCUAUGUACUUGGAAAAUUGUUAGUUUAUAGUCCCAAAACUCGUAUGACUGCUUGUAAUAUUUUGAGUUGCUGUUUUUUUAAUGAUCUUAUCUUGCCACCUCCUGGUCAUUCAAUCGAUGCAACAGGUUAUUUACCUAGUGGUAAACCGGCGCCGAAUUUUUUGAAUCAAUUUACUGAACAAGAAUUAUCAUAUUUUCCAAAAGAAAUGACUACACGAUUACGUGCAUUAAAAGCUUCAAAAAGUCAAUCAGUUAUUCCUUUCAAUCAAACUAUACGUCUUAGCAACAACAACAAAAAAACAACCCAUGAUACUACUGAAUUACUGUCAUCUUAUUUAUAUAUUGUGCAUGUAUGAAUGAAUGAAAGAAUGUAUAUCUGGCGAUAUAUACUGGAUUAUGUUAUCCAUUUCAAACAACAGUCACAUUAUAAUGUAAUUUUCUCAAAUAGAAUAUCAUUUACUAAUAUUUAUUCUCUUAUGUAUGUAGAUCCACCUCAGUUUUACAUUGUAAUAAAUAAUUGAUGUAUUUUGUUACAUAAUCUACCCUCCCUUUCAUCAUUUCAACUGUAUACAACAUACUGCUAUUAUCUAUUCCUCUCAUUACAUAAUCUUUUUUUUUUGUACCUUAUCAACAAUUUGUCUGUCUGUUUUUUUCUUUCUCCUUGACUUAUCUCGUUUCAAUUUCCGUCAUCACAAAAACAACAAUAAACCAGAUCUGUUUGUUUGAAUAAUUACAAUAAUGAUAGUGAUAAUUUUUCUUAUCUUUUUUUUGGUUGUUGUUGUUGUCCAUUUGUUCACUAUGUAAUAAUUGGUCAAUUAACGAGAAGUUGUCUAUUUUCAUUUCUUCUGUUGUGUGUACGUGUGUGUGUAUGUAUGUAUGUAUCUUAAUUCGUAUAGAUGUGUAUAUUUCCAUCGGACAAUAAUUUGUAUUAUUUUCAACAUGACAACCAAACAAUGUACUACUAUUUUUUCAUAUUUAGUAAUAACGCACAAUUAGUUAGUAGUAUUACUAGUAGUAGUAGUAGUAGUACUUAUUAAUGUUGAGACAUUAUUCUCAUUAUUGAAUUCAUCAUAAAAUAAAACGUUUUAAUCAUGUACAAAAAUUCCAUUGUAAAAUUCAUCUUGACUUUUAUUUUGUUGUGUCUCUUUCUCUUUGCAAAUGGUCUAUUUUGUUUCUUUCCAUUAUUGUCUCAUACAUCAUCAUCAUCUCAUGGACAAUGGAUUAUUUCAUUCUUUAUCAUAAUAUCAAUAUUUCUUUACUCAUUAUUAUUAUUAUUAUUAUU
Molecule: messenger RNA, 2186 nt
Organism: Schistosoma spindalis
Lineage: Eukaryota; Metazoa; Platyhelminthes; Trematoda; Strigeidida; Schistosomatidae
Source: the annotation of a GenBank genome assembly